AGCCAAAUAGUUGUCCCAAAGAAUUAUUCUUUCAAGUUUGAACCCUCUGUGUGUGUGUUUGUUUUCCUGAAACUCUCUGUGUCUCUGUUUAGAUGCCAAGAUUCAUAAGAAAAUAAACGAGGCUAUUAUUCGGUACAGCCAAAAAUAUAAGAAAAUAGAUUGAAAGAUCAAAGAUGUCUAGUAGUAGUGGGGCAUCAGAGGAUGCCAAGGUUCCCUUACUGGAUAAUUUGGCUUCAACAGUCCGAUCAAAUGAUGGACAGGAUGUUGAUGAUCAAGAACAAUAUCUUGCUAGGAGGUUUUGGAUUGAAUCAAAGAAGCUGUGGCACAUAGUGGGUCCUUCAAUCUUCAGUCGUAUGGCUUCCUACUGCAUGUUUGUCAUCACCCAAGCCUCUGCUGGUCACUUGGGUGACCUUGAACUCGCUGGAAUCUCCAUUGCCACUAAUGUCAUCGUUGGCUUCGACUUUGGCCUCUUGCUGGGAAUGGCAAGUGCCCUAGAGACAUUAUGUGGGCAAGCGUUUGGGGCCAAAAAGUAUUACAUGUUAGGUGUAUAUAUGCAGCGUUCAUGGAUCGUUUUGUUCGUGUGUUGUGUCCUGCUUUUGCCUCUCUAUCUAUGUGCUUCUCCGUUUUUGAAGCUAUUAGGACAGCCUCCAGAAGUGGCGGAGCUAUCGGGGCUGGUGGCUUUGUGGAUGAUACCACUUCAUUUUAGCUUUGCAUUUCAGUUCCCUCUGCAGAGGUUCUUGCAGAGCCAGAUGAAGACUGGGGUGAUUGCUUGGGUGUCUCUGCUUGCACUAGUGGUGCAUGUGAUUGUGAGUUGGCUGUUUGUGUAUAAACUUAAGCUCGGUGUGGUUGGUACUGCCGCUACUUUGAACUUUUCUUGGUGGGUUUUGGUGUUUGGGCUUCUCGCUUAUACUGUCUGUGGUGGAUGCCCCCUUACAUGGACUGGUUUCUCCGUUGAAGCAUUUUCUGGUCUCUGGGAGUUUGUCAAACUCUCUGUUGCUUCUGGUGUCAUGCUUUGCUUAGAGAAUUGGUAUUACAGAAUACUUUUACUGAUGACUGGGAAUUUGAAGAAUGCUGAGAUUGCAGUGGAUGCUUUGUCCAUAUGUAUGACCAUAAAUGGGUGGGAGAUGAUGAUUCCUCUAGCAUUUUUUGCUGCAACCGGAGUGAGGGUCUCAAAUGAACUUGGAGCUGGCAAUGGGAAAGGAGCUAAAUUUGCUACAUUAGUAUCGGUGGUGACAUCAAUUGUAAUUGGCCUCUUCUUCUGGUUAUUGAUAAUGUUUUUCCACAAUGAGCUUGCCUUGAUAUUCUCUUCAAGUAAACCUGUACUGGAAGAAGUGAACAAGCUUUCGAUCCUCUUAGCCUUCACAAUUCUUCUCAACAGUAUUCAACCAGUUCUCUCUGGCGUGGCUGUGGGAUCUGGAUGGCAAGCAUAUGUUGCAUACAUAAACUUAGGUUGCUACUAUCUGGUUGGGGUGCCGCUUGGAUUUUUCAUUGGAUGGGUCCUCCACCAAGGAGUUAUGGGAAUUUGGGCUGGAAUGAUUUUUGGUGGAACAGCUGUUCAAACCUUGAUAUUGGCCAUCAUUACCAUGCGAUGUGACUGGGAAAAAGAGGCUGAGAAAGCAAACGUGAACCUAAGGAAGUGGGCAGCUGACACAAAGCAAGAACAUUAAUAUGGUUUUAGAAAAGAAAAACAUACCGGAGUCGGUAACUAUAUAUAGCUAUUACUUCGACGCCAAAGAAGAGUCCAACCCAAUAAUUUGUUUCUGUCCUAGUUGAUCCCAAUUCGACAUUAGAAGUAUAUUAAUAUUUACCCAAUAACCGAAUAUGUUAGUGGAAUAAUGUGGCUGGUAUACAGUUCGAUUGCUUCCACGGUCUUUUGAAUUUCAUUGGCGUUGAAAAGCAGCCUUUAUAAUUAGCUCCAUUACUCAAUGAAAUUACAAGAGCUCUUAAUUA
Molecule: messenger RNA, 1950 nt
Organism: Quercus robur (English oak)
Lineage: Eukaryota; Viridiplantae; Streptophyta; Magnoliopsida; Fagales; Fagaceae
Product: protein DETOXIFICATION 27-like
Exons: 9
Coding region: 174-1667 (497 amino acids)
Biological process (GO): xenobiotic detoxification by transmembrane export across the plasma membrane
Cellular component (GO): membrane
Molecular function (GO): antiporter activity; xenobiotic transmembrane transporter activity
Source: RefSeq, a predicted model, not a curated record